AUGCCGCUGCUGCUGGUGCUACUCAUCCUUCUGGCCGCCACGCUGCUGCUUUGCAAAUGGCGGGGCAAUCACUGGCGUCGCCUGGGACUGGAGGCGCCGUUUGGCUGGCCGUUGGUUGGGAAUAUGCUGCACUUUGCCCUGGCACGACGCUCCUACGGCGAGGUUUACCAGCAAAUCUACACUCAGCACCCGAACCUGAAGUAUGUGGGCUUCUAUCGCCUGUUCAACGAGCCCGCCAUUCUGCUGCGCGACCAGGAGCUGCUGCGCCAGAUCCUGGUGGGCAGUGACUUUGCCAGCUGUGCGGACAACGCCGUCCAUGUGGACCACCAGCGCGAUGUCCUGGCCAGCCACAAUCCCUUCCUCGCCAACGGCGAUCGCUGGCGCCGCUUGAGAGCCGACCUGCUGCCACUCUUCACACCCAGUCGCAUGCGUCAGACCUUGCCGCAUGUGGCACAAGCCUGUCAGUUGCUGCGGCAACAGGUGCCCCACGGACGCUUCGAGGCCAAGGACUUGGCCACGCGCUAUACGCUGCAAGUGGUGGCCUCGGCGAUCUUCGGUCUGGAUGCUCACUGCCUGGGCAGUCACAGCAGGGUGGCGCCACCAAGUCGCUGGCUGGAGUGGCUGGCUCCGCUCUUUCAGCCGAGUGCGUGGAGUUUGCUGGAGACCAUGUCACUGCUGCACUCGCCUCGCUUGGCACGACUCAUUGGCCACCGAUACGUACCGCUGUCGCUGCAGCGCUGGUUCAGGGAGCUGGUGGCAGCUAGAAGUGGUGGCGACAACCUGCUCCAGUGGCUGGCGGAGAGCAAGAGGGGCUUGGAAGAGGAGCAGCUAGCAGGCCAUGCCACCACUCUGCUGCUUGAGGGAUAUGAAACCUCGGCGAUGCUGCUGGCCUUCGUCCUCUACGAAUUGGCGCUCAAUGAGGCUGCCCAGCAACGUCUGCAUAGCGAAUUGGAUGCAGUGGCUCAGCGCCACGCCGGCCAACUGCUGAACCAGGUGGCUCUGGCUGAGCUACGCUAUGGUGAAGCUGCGCUCUUGGAGGCACUGCGUCUGCACCCGGCCAUGCAGGCGCUGCAGAAGCGCUGCACCAAGUCGUUCACGCUUCCUGCCCAGAAAUCAGGCGCGAACAGCGAACUCCAUGUGGCUGUGGGCACUGUGCUGGUGCUGCCCGUGCAGGCCAUUCAUCUAGAUCCCGAAUUGUAUCCGGCACCCAACGAGUUUCGCCCAGAUCGCUUUCUCAAUCAGCCACCGAUGGGUUGUCGGUUCCUCGGCUUCGGUGCUGGACCACGAAUGUGUCCGGGUUGGCGACUGGGCCUGCUCCAGACGAAGGCUGCCCUGGCCACACUGCUGCAGGAGCACCGCGUCCUGCUGGCGGACGAGGAGCAGUGCAGGGUGCAGGUGUCGCCGCUCACCUUCCUCACCGCCAGCAGGAGGGGCAUUUGGCUGCGUUUCCAGCGAAGGACAACUUCAUAG
This is a messenger RNA of Drosophila teissieri, 1470 nucleotides long. RefSeq names its product probable cytochrome P450 308a1 (gene Cyp308a1). The coding region runs from base 1 to 1470 and encodes 489 amino acids. Gene Ontology annotation, molecular function: monooxygenase activity; iron ion binding; oxidoreductase activity, acting on paired donors, with incorporation or reduction of molecular oxygen. NCBI's taxonomy places the organism in Eukaryota, Metazoa, Arthropoda, Insecta, Diptera, Drosophilidae. The transcript is spliced from 4 exons. The record is from RefSeq and is a predicted model, not a curated record.